Ophidiomyces ophidiicola is the source of this 2487-nucleotide messenger RNA. RefSeq lists its product as uncharacterized. The transcript is spliced from 4 exons. Lineage: Eukaryota; Fungi; Ascomycota; Eurotiomycetes; Onygenales; Onygenaceae. Gene Ontology annotation, cellular component: nucleus. The record is from RefSeq and is a predicted model, not a curated record. Bases 1 to 2487 code for a protein of 828 amino acids. Gene Ontology annotation, biological process: DNA-templated transcription; regulation of DNA-templated transcription. Gene Ontology annotation, molecular function: DNA-binding transcription factor activity, RNA polymerase II-specific; zinc ion binding; DNA binding.
AUGAAGCGAGUCUCGCGCGCCUGCCUGCACUGCCGCCAGCGCAAGUCGCGCUGCGAUCUCGACAGCAGCGGCAACCCCGGCAGCCCGCCGUGCCAGCGCUGCCUGCGCGACCGCCGCGACUGCGUGCUGGGCUCCUCUAACCGCGGCGGCCGCCGUGUGCGCAAGAAGCCCGUCGACGCCGACGCCCUCACACUCCCGCCCGCCGUGCCUGCGACGACGACGACGACAACGACGACGACCACAGCGCUGCCCGCCGCCCCGCGCACCAAGUCGCUGCAUCUCAACCACCACGCCGUUGCCGUCUCCGCUGCUGGCGUCGUGGGCGUCGUCACGCCCGGCCGGCCAGCCUUCCCGCCGCGCGACGGCCAUGAGGACGGGCACGGCGGCGGCGACGACGACGACGAGGACGACGACGAUGACGACCUGGGCCUCGCGCCCAUCGCCGACAGCCCGUUCGGCCCCGGCGUGCUGCAGAACCCGUCCGAUGCGUGGCAGUGCCUGACCAACGUCGCCCACGACGACGACGCCAGCUUCUACAAGGCCGGCAGCCCGUUCCCGUCCGACUCGCGCCGCUCCACGCACAGCACGCUGCUCGACCACCCGCCGGCCGCGGGCCCGGGUGCAGGUGUAGGUGCGGGUACGUCCGCUGGGGUGGUUGUCGGUACUACUGCUGGUGCUGGGACUGGUCCUGGUCCUGGUGCCAGUGCCGCUGCUGCUACUGCUGCUGCCGCUGCCGCUGCCGCCGCGGCCUCUGUCUCCGCGCUCGACGCGCCCAGCAUCGCGGCGUACCGGCUGGUGCAGAACGGCACGCUGACGGUCGACCAGCUGUGGGCGCUGGUGCUGCACUACGCCGACCACUUCCACCCACACCUCCCGCUGGUGCCGCGGCGGUACUUCGCUCGCGCGCAGCUGGGCGUCUUCGCGCGCGACGAGCGCCACCUGCUGACGGCCAUCCUGACCAUCGCGUCCAAGAACCAGCCGCGCGACGGCGUGGUGGUGGUGCACGACCGCUGCGCGCAGUACAUGCACGAGCUCAUCGCCGACGUGGCCGCCGGCGCGCCCUGCGACGUGGGCGCCGUCGAGGCCCUGCUGCUCAUCGCCGAGUGGGAGCCGCCCGGCCUGCAGCCGCGCAUCAAGCCCAUCGGCCGCGGCGAGGAGAACCGCGCCGCCUGGAUGCACGUCGGCAUGGCCCUGCGCUCCGGCUACUUCCUGGGCCUCGAGCGCACCUCGUUCCGCGGCGACAGCGGCGGCGCCGCCGACCUGCACGCCACGCACCGCCGCCGCCUCGCCUGGGCCUGCUGCUACGUGUCCGACCGUCUGAUCUCCGUGCGCAUCGGCCGUGCCUUUUGGUCGCGCGGACCCGGCCCCAUGACCGGGCUGGUCAGCGACGACUUCCCCUCGCUGCGCCCGCGCACCGCCGGCGACGAGGACCACUCCAAGAUCCUGCAGGCCACGCUCGACCUCACGCAGCUGUACGGCAACGUGCACGACGUGCUGUACUCGGGCAUGCGGUCCAGCAGCCACAUGAUGCUGAUGGGCGACUACGUCAAGUACGUCGACGACUUCCGCAUCGCCAUCGACCGCUGGUCCGACCGCUGGAGCCAGCUGACGUGCGCGCCCGAGCUCAAGGUCACGCUGCAGAUGCAGUGCGUGUAUCUCAGCCUGUACACCAACGCCUUCGCCUUCCAGGCCGCCAUCUCGCAGACGCUGUCGUCCAAGCCCAAGUGCACCGCCCGCAUGCAGCGCGAGUACCUGCGCGCCACCUUCAGCGACGUCGCCUCCAUGCAGGACUCGCGCUUCAUCUACGCCUCCGUGCGCUCCGCCAAGGAGUACCUGCGCAUCCUCAACACCUCCGUCGACCCCGAGCGCCACCUGCGCUAUCUGCCGCUGCGCUACUACCUCUACGGCACCUAUGCUGCCGUGUUUCUGUACAAGGCACAUUCCUUCGGCGUGAUCAGCCGCGACGAGCAGUCGGAGCUGCGCGAGAUGAUCCGCGAGACCAUGGCGCGCAUGUGCCGCGCCAGCGCCGGGCCCGACAAGACCGGCACGCGCUACGCCCUGCUGCUGGAACGUCUGUGGUUCAAGCCGUCUGCCCCCGCGGCCAUCAUCACCACCACCACCCCCUCCUCCUCCGCCGCCGCCGCCGCCAACACCACCACCUCCUCCUCCUCCUCCACCACGGCAGCCCCCACGACGCUGCUGGCCGGCGGCGUAUCCGAGCGCGGGCCGCCGCGCCACCCGGCGGACGUGGCGCUGCGGGCGUCGACCAACGGGUCAUGCGAGGCCGCGGCGGCGCAGGUCAGCCCGGCCAACGACUUCUCGUGGCUGGACCUCGAGGCCGUGGGCGACUUCGUGCUGGGCAACCCGAUGCCGGGCGCCAACAUCCUCGACCUGUCGUCGCACGUGCACGAGGCCUACCCAACCUACACCAACGGCACGCCGUGUCCCAUCUGGCCCGUCGACCAGAACGGCAAUCUGCUGUUCUAA